Medioppia subpectinata is the source of this 1185-nucleotide messenger RNA. NCBI's taxonomy places the organism in Eukaryota, Metazoa, Arthropoda, Arachnida, Sarcoptiformes, Oppiidae. The record is from the annotation of a GenBank genome assembly.
AUGGUGAAAGUGGAGUCGAAGACCGUCUUCGGCGGUAAUGGCUGUCAGUCGUCGUCAAUGAGUGGCGCGAAUGGGAUGGAAGUGAUGGAUGUCGUGGAUGUGGUGGCGGCCAGUGUUGAGGCCAAUGAUUACAUCGGGAGUCGAGUCGUGUCCGGCAAAGAGCGCCUCUUCUGCAAGUGGACGGACUGUCGCUACGAAUCCAAUCAAAAGAGUUGUAUCUCAAGACAUAUACUCAACAAACAUCUGAACCCAAAUAAAGCCAAUCCUUUCGACUCAUACGACGAGACCAAGUAUUGGGAGAAGAUAUUGAACUCAACCAAGAGUUUACUCAAAAGAUCGCACCCGAAGACCACUCCGGAGGUGAAACCGGUGGCACCGCCUGAAGCGGAAGCCGUAGUUGAAGAAUCGCUUCCCGAACCACCAGUUCUCACACCAUUCGACUCUGAGAUGACCUCCGAUGGCAUCGACGAGACAUUCUUCGACGACAGUCAAUGGUUGGAUCAAAUGUCGAUGGAUUCACUGCAGGCAAUGAUUCCGCAAAAGGGAGUCUCUGUUUGGGAUAAUAACGAUGGCGUGAAUGUGGGUUUGGAUGAGUCGGAUGUCCAGAAGAAUCACUUGAAUAUCAGUAAUAACGAGGAGAAUGUGUUAUUGAGUUGUAAAGGAUUGGCGUCGAUGUCUAAAGUGAGGCAAUACUAUGAAAGUCAGGUUUUGGACGGAGAGAAGUAUUUUCUCUGCAAAUGGAAGAGAUGUGAGUUUAAGACUAAGAAGAGUCAAAAGAUCGCUCAACACAUAAACCUAUCACACAUUGGAGUGGAAUUCAAGUGCAAUAAACCUAAUUGUAAUAAAGUAUUCAAAAACCCGAAUACAUAUCGAGAGCACCAGAAGAACCACAUCUGCGGGUUUGGGAUCUUUGGUUACGGAUCCAAAGGUGUGAUUGGCGUCUGUCGUAAUGAAAACCUCAACAGAUAUCGAGAGCGGGUUAUCAUUGACUCGAAGAAGUUUUAUCGAUGCAAAUGGGAUAACUGUAAUGCCAUCACUCGAUAUCAUAUGGCUAUGAAAAGGCAUUUACACGGUCACGUCUGUCCCUAUAGAGUGAAUCUGAAGCUAAAACAGAACCAACAGGUGAUCAGUGAUAUGAAGAGUGACAACUGGAACCUCGAUCUCGGGUUGGGUUUUUGAAUACUU